AAAACGGUAGGACGGGCCUAUUUUCAGACAGGUUUUUAAUUCAAGUCUUUCGAAUUGUGGUGGCGGAGUGGUGAAGUGCCUUUUGGAUGUGUAUACCGGAAUACCGGAGAUUGAACGUUUUAAACCGAAUGGUAUUUUUGUUGGAUGGAGUUGUAACCUUAAAAGUUGACGUUAAAGUAUCCGUUGAUAACCAUGUGCAAAGAUGUUCCGACCUUUAAACUUCAAAUAUUAAGUGUAUAAAAUCAUAUAUAUGUGAGACAAAAUUAGUGAACGUAUUUUGAUUGCGGCGAAAGGAUGCUGAUAAACUUAUAAAGCCGAACAAAUUUAUGUUCAAUAAAUAACUUUUAAGUGAGACGUGAUACGUUGUAACAUAAUCGUGAUAAUGUCUUAUAAUUCUACCCUUGAUGACUUCUGCGGUUCUACAUUUUGGGAUAGUAACUUAACUUGGUACACAGAUAAUCCAGAAUUUACACCAUGCUUCGAGAAGACUGUUCUCGUUUGGACACCCUGUCUCUUUUUAUGGGUCGCAGCUUUAUUAGAUACUUAUUACAUUUUAAACAGCAAGGAAAGAAAUAUACCAUGGAAUAUACUUAAUAUCAGUAAAUUAGUUAUAACUUGUCUUCUUAUUGUGUUAAAAUUCGUGGAUUUGGGUGUGACAGUCCAUAAAUCUUCAAAAGAUGAGGAGGUUUUCAACGCUGAUUAUUACAGUCCCAUUAUCAAGAUACUCACAUUUGCACUCUCAGCAACUUUGUUAUAUUAUAAUAGAAAGUUUGGUAUGAGAGCUUCAGGUGUUUUGUUCUUCUUCUGGCUACUUCUAAUCCUGGCAGGGUUACCACAACUUAGAUCCGAAGUAGUAGCGCAUUAUAAGUUGAUGGAUGAUGAAAAUGUACAAUAUAACUUUGUCAGUUACAUGAUAUAUUACCCUAUGAUCAUUUUGAUGUUCGUAUUGAAUUGUUUCGCCGAUUUGCCGCCAAAAGACACGCCAUAUAAAUAUGAGAAGAACCAAUGUCCAGAGGGCGCUGCUGGUUUCCCUAGCCGUCUCACAUUCAGUUGGUUCGAUCCCCUCGCGAUCACAGGAUUCCGACGUAGUUUAACCGAAUCCGACCUUUGGGCUCUUAAUCCACCGGACUCGUCCAAAGAAGUUGUGCCCAGGUUCGAUAAAUACUGGGCUCGAAUUGUACAGAAAAGGGAAAUGUCGAAUGGUACGAAAGCAACAUACAGCAAGACAUCGGCCAGUGUUAACUUCAAGCCAGAAAAUGAGAAGAAACCAGCUUCGAUUCUGCCCGCGUUGUGUCUCGCCUUCGGAGGGCAGUUCCUUUUCGGUGCCUUGCUGAAACUCUGCAAUGAUCUCCUCAUGUUCCUCUCCCCUCAACUGUUGAAGGUUCUAAUAGAAUUCGUUAAAGGCGACGAACCGGUAUGGAAGGGCUACGUGUACGCCGUGGGCCUUCUAGCUUGUGCGUCGAUACAAACGAUGUUUUUAGCUCACUAUUUUACUAGAAUGUACUUUGUGGGUAUGAGAAUAAGGACCGCGCUCACCAGCGCCAUCUAUAGAAAGUCUCUGCGAAUGUCCAAUGCCGCGAGAAAGGAGUCCACCGUUGGAGAAAUCGUUAACCUGAUGUCUGUUGACGCACAAAGGUUUUUAGAGCUAACAGCGUACUUAAAUAUGAUAUGGUCUGCACCUCUACAGAUAGCCUUAGCUCUGUACUUCCUGUGGGGUAUUUUAGGUCCCUCAGUACUAGCGGGUCUGGCUGUCAUGAUUGUACUUAUUCCUGUCAACGGUCUUAUUGCGAACAGAGUUAAGACAUUACAAAUUAAACAAAUGAAAUACAAAGACGAAAGAGUCAAGCUGAUGAACGAAGUACUUAACGGAAUUAAGGUUCUCAAAAUGUACGCAUGGGAACCGAGUUUCGAGGACCAAGUACUUAAAAUAAGAAACAAAGAAAUGAUUGUUUUGAAACAAACUGCAUAUCUAAAUUCUGCAACAUCGUUCAUAUGGUCGUGUGCGCCGUUUUUGGUGACCUUCCUUACUUUCUUCACGUAUGUGAUAUCAGACCCUGAGAACAAUAUCCUGGCUCCUGACAAAAUAUUCGUGUCGAUGUCUCUGUUUUUUGUAAUGCACUUGCCGUUAGGUCUGCUGCCGCUCAUCGUGGUGUCAGUGAUCGAGACCUCCGUCGGUAUUAAAAGAUUGAACAAGUUCAUGAACUGCGACGAACUCGACGUUAAUUCAGUGGAACACGACAAGAGUGAACCGGACCCGCUGGUGAUCGAGAAUGGUCAGUUCUCUUGGGGCGAGGAGCAGCCGGUGCUUCGUAACAUCAGUGUUCGCAUCCCGCGCGGCUCGCUGGUGGCCGUAGUGGGCGCCGUGGGCUCCGGCAAGAGCUCUCUGCUCGCCGCGCUGCUCGGAGAGAUGGACAAGAUCUCAGGACGAGUCAACACGCUCGGCAGUAUAGCAUAUGUCCCGCAACAAGCUUGGAUUCAAAACGCUACUCUACAAGACAAUAUUCUCUUCGGCAAGCCAUUAGAAAAGGCCAAAUACAGCAAUGUGAUCGGCGUAUGCGCCCUCAAGCCAGACUUCGACGUUUUGCCCGGCGGGGACCAGACUGAGAUUGGAGAGAAAGGUAUCAACUUAUCAGGAGGUCAGAAGCAAAGAGUAUCGCUUGCCCGAGCGGUGUACUACGACGCUGAUAAUUAUUUCCUCGACGACCCCCUCAGUGCUGUCGACUCUCACGUCGGCAAACACAUCUUUGACAAGGUGAUAGGUCCGAGUGGUCUACUAAAGGACAAGACCCGCGUGUGGGUUACACACAACGUGACGUAUCUCGCGCAGACGGACCUGGUGCUGGUGCUGCGAGACGGACAGGUCUCUGAGGCGGGCACCUACCAGCAGCUGCUGGAGAAGAAGGGUGCCUUCGCAGACUUCCUGCUGCAUCACCUCAGUGACGCCGAGAGGACCUCGCCUGAAGAACUAGACGAGAUCAAGCAAGAGUUAGAGAGCAAGUUGGGUUCAGAGUUCCAAAACAAACUGCAACGUGCGCGUUCGCUGUCCGAGAGUGCCUCCGAGUCGGACCAGCCUGCCGCCGGCGACAGAACGGGCAGCGUGAAGCGCCGCACGCCCGAAGAGAGCACUCCCAACGAACUUAAAGAGAAGAACAAACUUAUCGAAGUUGAGAAAACUGAAACAGGCAGCGUGAAAUGGACGGUAUACAAGCACUACCUGACGAGCGUGGGCGUGCUGGCGUCCGUCGUCACCAUCCUCAUGAACCUGGUGCUGCAGCUGUUCCAGGUCGGCUCCAACUACUGGCUCUCCGAGUGGUCCAACGACAAAACUAUUAUCUCUGAAAAUGGUACAUUAGACAAGAGCAAGCGGGAUCUAUACCUGGGAGUGUACGGCGGACUUGGAGUUGGGCAAGCGCUAGCGUCGAUUUUCGCUGAUUUAUUGCCUUAUUUGGGAUGUUGGCGUGCGGCGAUGAUCCUGCACGCUCUCCUCCUAAAGAACGUGCUAAAGGCGCCGUUACAAUUCUUCGAGGUGACGCCCCUCGGCCGGAUCCUCUCGAGGUUCUCUAAGGACGUUGACGUGGUCGAUAACUUGCUGCCCGCGCAGGCCACCGACGUCAUAUAUUGCGCGUUCGAGGUACUGGGGACGUUGUUUGUGAUAAGUUUCUCAACGCCGAUCUUUAUGAGCGUGAUACUUCCUAUCGGGCUGUUGUACUACGUCAUCCAGCGCUUCUACGUAGCCACCUCGCGGCAGCUGAAGCGGCUGGAGUCAGUCUCCCGCUCCCCGAUAUACUCGCACUUCGGGGAGAGCAUCACCGGCGCUACUACUAUACGAGCCUACGGAGUCACCAACAGGUUUGUGGAGGAGUCCGAGCGCGGCGUGGACCACAACCAGUCGUGCUACUACCCGAGCUGCAUCGCCAACCGCUGGCUGGCGGUGCGGCUGGAGAUGAUCGGCAACUUCAUCAUCUUCUUCGCGGCGCUCUUCGCCGUGCUCUACAGGACAUCCACCAACCCCGGCCUCGUCGGACUCUCUGUCAGCUACGCGUUACAGAUAACACAAACACUCAAUUGGUUGGUGCGGAUGACAUCGGAGGUGGAAACAAAUAUUGUUGCUGUGGAGAGAAUUAAGGAGUAUGCGGAAACUGAACAGGAGGCGGCGUGGUCAGUGGGCAACGGCCCCGGCGCGACGUGGCCGGAGACGGGCGCGCUGCAGCUGGAGCGUUUGUAUGUAUACAGGAUAGUUGAGGCGAUGAGCGGCAAGAUCCUGAUCGACGGCAUCGACAUCUCCACAAUCGGUCUGCACCAGCUGCGCUCGCGCAUCACCAUCAUCCCGCAGGACCCCGUGCUGUUCUCCGGCACGCUGAGGAUGAACCUCGACCCCUUCGAUGCGUACAGCGACGAGGACAUCUGGCGCUCGUUGGAGCACGCACAUCUGAAAACCUUCGUACAAGGUCUGCAGGCGGGUCUCCGUCACGAGAUAUCUGAGGGCGGUGAGAACCUGUCGGUGGGUCAGCGUCAGCUGGUAUGCCUGGCGCGCGCGCUGCUGCGCAAGACGCCGCUGCUGGUGCUGGACGAGGCCACCGCUGCAGUCGACCUUGAGACUGACGAACUCAUACAGAAAACGAUCCGUUCAGAGUUCGCGUCGUGCACGGUGCUGACGAUCGCUCACCGUCUCAACACGAUAAUGGACUCGACGCGCGUGAUGGUGCUGGACAAGGGCCAGCUGGUGGAGUUCGCGCCGCCCGACCAACUGCUGCAGGACAGGACUUCCGUCUUCUACGGCAUGGCCAAGGACGCGGGGCUCGUCAAUUAAUACAACUACACAGUAUGCUUCAAUACAUCUUGAUACGUGACUGCAAAUUUUACUUAUGUAAAAAUCCAAACGAUAUUUUUUCGUUGUCGAUACUUUUGUAUUAACAGUCAUCAUCAGCUCACUAUACGUCCUCAGUGAGAGGUCAAAGCAUACCUAAUGCUAGGGGAGAUAAGGCCAUAAUUAUAUGUUGACCCACUGCAUGUUAGUUGACUUUACCCAUAUCUUUGAAUUUCUUCGCCGAUUUGUGCAGUUUUCCUACAAUGUUUUUCUACACAGUAAGAACGUCAGGUAAAUUUUGUACAUAUGAAAUUUGAACGUCACAUUGGGUCCCGUAUGAGUUACGUAUUUAUAACUAUAGCAUUAAUUUAAAAAAAAGGAGAUUUUACAAUGCUAUAUUUACAUAAAAAUCACUGUAUUCAGCGUUUUUAACUAAUAAAUUAAAAAAAAAAUUGCAGCCAAGUAUCAAGAUGUGUUGAACUAUUAUUAGAUAGCUUCUCCUAUAAACUGUACUUGUUGAAACGUGUUCAAAUAUACAUUCGUAUAACUAAUGCUCGAAAGCGAAACAGAUCAAUUAACUUUGUAAAAGUAUUAUUUUUAUAUGAUUAGACGUACUCGAGUACAAAAUCACGGCAUCGAAUAUUGCCUUAUCCUUUUCAUUUUUAACAAGAAGUUUUAUGUAAGCGAAGUUGUACACUAACUAUAGUCCAAUAAAUUUAUCUGACCCGGUGUGAAGUCAAACUAAAUUGUGACAUCCCAAUACCGCCCUUCUUGUCAAUGUCAAAAAGUGUCAAAAUAUUAUUUUCGUUCCGUAGCGGUCAAGUUUUUUCUAUGUCUAGAUUUUACACAUUUUCUGACAAAACCGUCGAGUGACUUCACCUCUCACCGUAUCGGAUAUCCUUGUUGGACUAUACAAUGUAACCUUUUUAAAUUUUCAGUCAGUAAAUACGAAAGUUAUAUAAUUACACUUAUGUUUGCUGCCAGUGAAAAUUCAUUCUUGAUUUUGUUUACAUAAAUCCUCAUGUUAUAUUGAAACAGACUGUAGUUACCACAAAGGCCGCCCCUAUACUUAAUUGUUUUUAGAUAUAGAUCCAAUUAUUUCGAAUCGAAUUUUACAAAAAAAACUCAUUCUUUCAAAUAAUUAUUGAAACUAAUUCUCGAAUUUUCUGUAUUUGUGAUAAUUGUAAUAAAUCUUGUACUUAUAAACUGCAGCGUUUAAGCUUUAAUACUGCCUUGUGAAGUGGCAUCUAACCUUGUUUAACUGUCAUACUCAGGAUUAAUGAUUAUUUAAGUAGUCCCUUAGUAUAGAUUUUUCAUAAACUCGGUGACCCUUAAUGUAACAACCAUAAUUGACGGUAAUGUUUCUUGGUUACAACAGUCACUGAGAGCAGAUUUUUAUAUUUAAUUUAUAUUAAGGGCAUCCUUAACUAUUCAUUAAAUAACUGAGCGUGGUAAUAAGUUUGCUUUGGUACUAAUGUUAUUUAAAUAUAAGAUAUAUAUGGAAGUUAUUAUGUGAAGUGUUGAAGCGUGGUACAUCACAAUUUGAGUAAUAUUAAGUUAUGACUUAUCACAACAUUGUACUUAGUUUUAUUUACAAUUAUAUGUUUUAUUUUAUGUCUUAGUUAUACAACUUGUUAAAUAUACACAACCAGUUUUAGAAUAAAUAGGUAUAAAAAAAAUUGUUCCAGUUAAAGCAUGAUGUUUUUAUAUUCCUUUAUGUACUAAGUAGACAUUUUUACAGCCUGUCAUAAAUAACUUAAAGUGGACAUUAUUUCUGAUACUUAAUUUUUUUAAAUUCCUGUGCAAACGUUUCUUUAAUUUUUUUCCGAGUCAGUUAAUAAAUAAUAAAAACUCGAAAAAUAAUAAAAACUCACAACAUUUAUAUCAAGUUUAGUUUGGCAACAGAUUUUGGUGCCUUUUAUAAUAUUAGAAUAUUUAUAAUGCAUUUAAUUUUAUUUGUAUUUAUUUCUGUAUCUAUUUUAAACUUUUUUUUCUUAACAAAGACAAAAUCUUCACAUCAAACAUGUUGUCUCUAUUUUUGUAAAGUAAGAGAGAGAUAGAGAUAACAUAUUGUUUGUAACACUGAGCAUUAUAAAAGUAAAUUAUUACUUGAAUGUUACGGUUGCAGAAUAUUUUAUGAAAUAGAGAUUCUAAAACAAUUUCGUAUCAACUUUAGCUGAAUAAUAUGUUUUCCAUGUGUGAUUGUCUAUUUAGUAAUGAUAAACCAUUUAUUGAGUAAUUAUAGAGUGAUCAGGAAAAUAGAAAACCAUAUGAGGACGACCAUGAAACUAUAUGAGGACGCCAUAAUCGACUCUUUUUACAUCAGCUAAAGGCACUUAAAUUAGUUCUAUAUUUCCCCCACAGGUAUUUUAUAUUUCAGGUCAGACUAUAACAAGCGAUCAGUUUUACUAACAUUUACCAACCUAUGAGAGAGAAUUUGUUAUUAUGAUUAAAGGUUUAGAAGAUUUAUUUGUCUUUAAAUGGAAAUUUAUCACAAUUUGAAAUUAUUAUUUUAAGUUCAAACUCAUUUUACAGAUUAAUAUUUAAGAGAAUAAUUUUCGUGGCACUAGAAUUAGAUAACCUAUAAAGUGAAUAUUAAAUGUAUUUAAGCAUAUCCGACAAUUCAAUAGAUAUUUUAAAACAAAUAUUUUAUGUGUGAACUUUUACAAAAGACAUACUCAACAUUAUUAAAACUAACUUAGUAAAGAUUUUUAAAUGUGUUCUUUUUUUAUUUUAGUUUGACAUUGUUAGAAAUAUUUAUUUCUAGACUUUUCACAGGGACUUUCUUAAAUAGGGGAGAGUACUAAAUGUUUAUUGUUUAAAUCCGUUAGAAUCUUGCCAGUGUUUGUUCAAUCUCUAAAUUACAAUAUAUGGAUUAAGCAAAUUAUACUAUGUAGAGAAAUUAAUUAAUUUUAUUACUGAGCAUAGUAAAAUUUGUUAUAAUUUGUAUAUUUUUGGUAGCUAACAUGCAUUUGUCAAUUAAAUUAGGUAAUAACUUGGUCUGCACCACAUAUAGGAAGUUACAAUGCUUAACAAAUGUUACAAUACUGCAUUUAUUAGUAGUAUAUUUUGUAAAACUCCUGCCUCCCGUCUGUAUACACAAUGUCCUUGUAAAUAUUGAAAAAUAUUACUAAGUGAAGUAAUUAUAUGUUAAAAACUUUGUUUUAGUGAUUAAUCACAAUACAGGAAUAAAGUUAUUUGUACUGUAA
This is a messenger RNA of Papilio polytes (common Mormon), 8016 nucleotides long. It is a transcript of the gene MRP, whose product is annotated as multidrug resistance-associated protein 1. NCBI's taxonomy places the organism in Eukaryota, Metazoa, Arthropoda, Insecta, Lepidoptera, Papilionidae. The record is from RefSeq and is a predicted model, not a curated record. The coding region runs from base 383 to 4810 and encodes 1475 amino acids. Gene Ontology annotation, cellular component: membrane. The transcript is spliced from 26 exons. Gene Ontology annotation, biological process: transmembrane transport. Gene Ontology annotation, molecular function: ATP binding; ATP hydrolysis activity; ABC-type transporter activity.